Molecule: messenger RNA, 2656 nt
Organism: Bradysia coprophila
Lineage: Eukaryota; Metazoa; Arthropoda; Insecta; Diptera; Sciaridae
Source: RefSeq, a predicted model, not a curated record
AUGUCAACUGAUUCGAUUUUGAAUUUUCUGUACACCGAUUUUAUGUCAUAAGUGCCGAAAGUUGUUAAAGUUCAUUGCAAAAAAGAAUUUCUAUUUGAACGUGUAUAAAGUACGGAACUUUCAUUAUUUGUUGAUAAUGAGGGCUUUCAGAAAUUUCAAUCACAACUAUUCGCAACAUGCGCCAAACCGUGCAAAAUUGUUAUCCGAAUUAUCGGCCUUCUUGACAUGGACUCCCGAACAAUUUGCAAUCCACAAUGUUGCGGAUAAUUUGAGUAUCGUGGAAUUUUUUCGGAAAUUGAACGAGAUUCUUCUUACGGACGAAGUAAACUGUGAUUAUCAUUGGACGGUGUUCAAAGUGAUUGACAUUGCAAUCAACAACUCCGAGACGCGUCAGUAUCUUGUCGAUACUGUCAGAAUCAUCAGUGGAAUAGCGAGUUAUGCAGUGAAGGGAUCAUCGUCGCUGAUAGAAGAAAAACAAAUUCAGGUGUGGAAGCUUGUCGAUCGAAUUACGACAGGCAUGGCUGUUGUAACAGAAGAACCUCAUCUGUCCAAUCUUAUCGACCAUUUGGUAACAUCGGUGAAACGAACCGAUUUGAAUCAAGAGAUCAAAAUGCUUCAAGUAUCAAUCUUGACGAAUUUAUGCUUCAAAAACGAAAUUGCAGUUGCCUGCCUAUUGCGGUUCACCAAGUCAAGAGACCUGCUUCAAGCCAUCGAAGGGUAUAAGGUAUAUUGGGGAAAGAUGUCUAUGGCUUUGGCACGGUUCGAUUCCACGAUGCUGGAAUUUGAAUUGCAUUUGAACUUGAAAACGAUAUUCGCCGUUGAAUACUUCUCCCAACUAAUGCGAAACAACGAUCAGCGAAUGUUGCGCAAUGUAUUGGACAUGUUGGCUGUGGGAUUUGAGCGGGAUGAACAUUCAAGGCAGACUAUGCAACAUUUUGAUUUCAAGGAAAGCAUUGAGGCCGUCUUGACGUUAAUCGACGAUUCAGAAAUAAGUUUUCAAAACUUUGAGCUGACGAGCGUGUUCUUGGGAAUAGUCAAUUCAAUAUUUUCGGUGUCAAAUACAUCACUGGAGUCAAGCAUACCCCGACUGUUCAAACUCAUAAUCGAUAAUACAAAUCCCAGCAACAUUUUAUCGGAAGCGAUAAAGACCGUCCGUUUGAUAGCAUCCACUGUUACCGACUCACACGACCUGACGCCAUUCAUUAUUCUAUUGAUUGAAAACCUACAGUCACACCAGAACGAUCUGCCAGUUGCUAUCGAAGCCUAUAAACUGUUGAUCGAAUUGUAUGAAAAACAUCCAGCAAUUCAGUUGCCCCAAGAGAUUCUCAUCAAGACAAUUGACACGGACACAUGGUCGUAUAAGUUGACCGACACUAAUUUAUCCAUGCAAAUUCGUCGUCUGCAGUGGCUCGUUUCUUAUAGUAACAUAAACGAGGAUGAUAUUUUGAGACGGAAAGUGGCAGACAUCAUGAGCAAGAAGGAUGUGCAUCAAAUUUUUGCCAGCGGAUUGAGAGGUUCCGAUGAAGAAAUUUGUGCGCUGACAAUGGAACUCAUAAAGUCGCAACACUUCCCAGUACGAUCUGUGUCUAAGAUUUUAUCGGGCACAUUUACGCCCAGCCUACCAAAUAAUGAGCACCAUGAUGGCCAUGAUUGUCGGUCAUCCGUUGAAGUUGUACGACCCUAUUUCUCAGCAUCAUUAGAGACGCGACUGAACAAUGAAGUUGAUCGGUUAAAACUUAAAACAGAUAAUUCGGAGAACGUUGGAAUGAAUGACUACUUAAGUAUGUUGGAAUAUCAAAAUAUUGUUGCCAAUGCCAAACAGGAGAACCUGCUGACACAGAUAAAAGCGCUGAGUGAUUUGAAUACACUUCAAUCGAACGAAAUUGGUGGAUUAAAAUUGACCAUUCGAAACAGUCUGAACAAAAUCAGUGAAUUGGAAUCAAAAUUAGAGAACUUAAAGAACUGUUCGGACACUAUGAAGACUGCAUAUAAUUCGAUAAAAAUAAAAUACGACAACAGAACGACCAAAUUCAACGAUGUAACGAGAAAGUAUGAUGCGUUACGCAGCGAAAGUGAAAGAGUUCUGACAGAAAUAUCCCAACAACUUGCUGACCAGACCAGUCAAUACGAAAAGGACCGUGAGAUGCAUGUGACCAAUCUUGCUCAACUGAAAAAGGACCAUGAUCGCGAAAAAACGGAUUUGGGUGAGCGACACAGAAAGCAAGUUGAGGAACUGACCGAAAAAUACCAGCAGAAAGAGAAGAAGCUAAAGACUGCGCACGAACAAGAUCUGGAGAAAUAUUCGGCAAAACGAAGUGAAAUGAAGAAACGCUUUGAACAGGAAAAAGCAGAACUUUUAGAUCUACAUAAAAAGGAAAAUCAAGCAGCUCACGAUAAAAUUGAAAACAUGGAGAAGGAACUUGCUGCGAAAGUCGAACAGAUCAAGCAUCAUUCACGGGCGAUAAAUGAAAAGACCGUAGCUUUGUCGGACAUGGAUAAGCGUUUGGAGGAGGCUGGAAAUAAAGUCCAAUAUUAUAAGGAGUUAUAUGAGAAGAUUCAGGGAUUAUUGGGAGGGAAAAUAUGAAAAUACAAACAAAAAUAUUGUAAUUGACCCACUCCUAGUAAUAAAAUAAUGUCAAAAAACACGAAUAAAUGU